This is a messenger RNA of Fraxinus pennsylvanica, 324 nucleotides long. The record is from the annotation of a GenBank genome assembly. NCBI's taxonomy places the organism in Eukaryota, Viridiplantae, Streptophyta, Magnoliopsida, Lamiales, Oleaceae.
AUGGCUCAGAAGUUGGUGUUGAAGGUGUUGACAAUGACUGAUGAAAAAACAAAGCAGAAAGCAAUAGAAGCUGCAGCAGAUAUAUAUGGGGUGGAUUCAAUUGCUGCUAAUCUGCAAGAGCAGAAGCUGACAGUAAUAGGAGAAAUGGAUGCAGUUGCAGUGGUGAAGAAAUUGAAGAAAGUAGGAAAGGUUGAUAUUUUGUCAGUUGGACCAGCAAAGGAAGAGAAAAAGGAAGAAAAGAAAGAAGAGGCUGCUAAGAAAGAGGACAAGAAACCACCAGAGGAAAAGAAACCAGAAGAGAAGAAACCAGAGGAAAAGAAAUAA